Molecule: messenger RNA, 1811 nt
Organism: Salvia miltiorrhiza (redroot sage)
Lineage: Eukaryota; Viridiplantae; Streptophyta; Magnoliopsida; Lamiales; Lamiaceae
Product: abscisic acid 8'-hydroxylase 2
Exons: 8
Coding region: 182-1627 (481 amino acids)
Biological process (GO): sterol metabolic process
Molecular function (GO): heme binding; iron ion binding; oxidoreductase activity, acting on paired donors, with incorporation or reduction of molecular oxygen
Source: RefSeq, a predicted model, not a curated record
AAUUUCAAAUCACCAAGAAUUGACUACGCAGUGCAGAUAAUCUCCAUGAGCCCCCUACCCCCACUCCCAAAAACAAAACAAAGGAAAUGGAAAAGCAUUAUAAAUACAAGGGCAAAGAAUGAGGUAGCAGGCACCGCAAUAGGAGUGCAGACUGUGUAGCUAAGGUCGCGCCACCUGCACCAUGCAGCAUUCCAUCUUCUUCUUCCCAUGGCCACCCCUGGCUCUUGCGGGGCUCCUCCUCCUCCUCUUCCUGCACCGCCGAUGGCAGUGCAACCGCCGCCUGCCUCCCGGGUCCAUGGGCUGGCCUUACAUCGGAGAAACCCUCAAACUCUACACUCAACACCCCAACGCCUUCUUCUCCAUUCGCCGGAAAAGGUAUGGUAAUAUAUUCAAGAGUCACAUAUUGGGAUGUCCGUGCGUGAUGAUAUCGAGCCCAGAAGCAGCCAAAAUGGUAUUGGCGAGCAAAGCUCAUCUCUUCAAGCCCACCUACCCACAGAGUAAAGAGAGGAUGAUAGGACCGGCGGCGCUCUUCUUCCACCAAGGCCAUUACCACUCGCUGCUCAAGAGAAUGGUCGUCGCCUCAUUCUCUCCCACCGCCAUCCGCGGCUCCGUCGCCGCCGUCGAGACCAUCGCCCUCCGCCUUCUUUCCAACUGGGAACACGUCAUCCACCCCAUCUGCACCUUGCAAGAGAUGAAAAAGUAUGCUUUUGAGGUGGCGAUGAUGUCGGCGUUGGGCAGCGAGGCGGAGCCGUUAAAGGAAGGAAUUAGGUGUUUGUAUGGGAAAUUAGAGAAAGGGUACAACUCGAUGCCGUUGGAAAUUCCGGGAACUCCGUUUCACAAAGCCAUGAAGGCUCGGAAGGCGCUGGAUGAGAUGUUGAGGAAAAUAAUUGAGAAGAGAAGAGAAAAUUGUGGAGGGGGAUUGCUGGGGAAUAUGCUGAGACUUCAGAAGCAGAAGGAGGAAGAACUAAGUGAUUCUCAAAUAGCUGAUAACAUAAUUGGAGUCAUAUUUGCAGCUCAUGAUACCACAGCCAGUGUGCUGACGUGGCUGCUCAAGUAUUUGCACGAUAAUCCCAAUGUUCUCCAAGCUGUCGCGGCGGAGCAAGAAGGGAUUCGACGCAAACUACAAGUAGAGGAGGAGCGGGGGCUUACGUGGGACGACACUCGAGACAUGCCGCUCACUAUCAGGGUGAUACAAGAAACGCUUAGAAGUGCUAGCAUACUUUCAUUCACAUUCAGAGAGGCGGUUGAAGAUGUGGAGUUCCAAGGCUAUCUCAUUCCCAAAGGAUGGAAAGUUCUUCCUCUCUUCAGAACCAUCCAUCAUACUUCUGAUUUCUAUCCCAACCCAGAUAAAUUCGAUCCUUCUAGAUUUGAGGUAUCUCCUAGGCCAAAUACAUACAUGCCCUUCGGCAACGGACUGCAUUCUUGCCCCGGCAGUGAGCUUGCUAAGCUUGAGAUGCUCGUCCUACUCCACCACCUCAUUACAACGUAUAGAUGGAGAGUGAUCGGGGAGGAGGAUGCAAUACAAUAUGGACCUUUUCCAGUGCCUAAAGGAGGAUUGCCUAUUCGGGUCACUCGUCGGAGAAAAAACUCUAUCUUCUCAUCAAUUAAUCAAUAUAAUAAAAAUUAAAUGGUCGAAAAAGAAAAAGAAAUCGUGGAAACUAUUUAAAUAGCGGGGCCGGGAAAAAAAAGUGGGGACAAAAUGUCUCCCAUACGUAUUCCUUCAUCAAGAUCACAUCAUGUUUUUGUUAUUUUCUUUGUGAUUUGUAAUUAUUCGUACUUGUAUAUAUGAAAAAUAUUUUUUUUCUAGUUUA